AGGACUCGUCCUUGAAAUAUGCUCACAACUGCUAUACUUAACAAGUAACAACAUACUAGAGCAUCCUGGAUUAAUAAAUAAUACGAUUUUUUUGUGAUGAGCAAAAAUUGCAAAAGGAUAUAGGAUGGGCCCACUUCUAUCAUCUUGAAAAAAGCACCAAGAUGCCCUGGUUGUCUAAUAACCAUUCAGCAGACGAUGCCCUCUUCUUGCUAUUUUUCCAGAUAGUUGCAGAGAAACACUUGCUCACUCAGCCCCAGCAAGGAUGAAGACACGCCACUUACUUAAUGAUCUGUGUCUAGUAGUGCUAGUGUUAGCCCUAGGUUGUGCAGCGGAGGAGGAUUCCACUUCCACCGCCAGCAUCAUCUUCACCACACUCGGCAGAGCCUCCUACGCCUUCGACAUCUAUUCCCUCCCAGUCCCAGUUCAGCAACAACAACAACAACCUCUCUCCCCAAGCCAAGAACUUCUACUCACCGAUGGCCACUCCGUUAAUUUCAACGGCCACUUCCUUUCCAAUAGUUCCGCUAUUCAACUACCCAAACACUCCCCUCCUCUCCAACUCGUUUACGUCACCGAGAGAAACGGCUACCCCACCAUAUUCUACGACGCCAUUUAUAGUUCUUCUAUGGUCUCAAACAGAAUCCAAAUCCCUCUCUUAUCCAACCACCUCAGCGACGCUUCCAUCAAAGACAAGCCCAGCGUCACCCCCGAUGGACAAUAUUUACUAUACGUGUCCAGCCACGAGAACCCGGGCGUUCCACGGGCCAGUUGGACCGCGGUUUACUCCACUCAGCUCGAGUCAGGCCUCACCCAAAGACUCACCCCUUACGGUGUCGCUGAUUUCAGCCCAUCCCUCUCUCCCUCUGGUCUCUGGACCGCUGUCGCUUCCUACGGGCCUCACGGUUGGGCCGGUGAAGUAGAAGAUCUCACCACUGACAUCUACGUCUUCCUCACUCACGACGGAACUCACCGAUUCAAAAUCGUUGAGCACGGUGGCUGGCCCACCUGGGUCGAUGAUCGCACUCUUUACUUCCACCGUCGAGGCCAAGACCACUGGUGGAGUAUUUACCGAGCCAUUCUCCCCUCCAACGCUCCUUUUUCAGUUGACUCGGUCUUCGUCGAACGAGUCACCCCACCGGGUCUCCACGCGUUCACACCCGCCACUUCCCCCGGCAACAACAACUUCAUCGCCGUCGCAACCAGAAGGCCAGGCUCCAAUUUUCGUCACAUCGAGCUAUUCGACCUCGCUAGUAACGAAUUCACUGAGCUGACUCGGUUGGUCUCGCCUAAUUCUCACCACCUCAACCCGUUCAUCUCGCCCGAUUCAACCCGGGUCGGUUACCAUAAAUGCAGAGGAGAACCCAACGCUCACAGUACCCCACAGUUUUUCCUCGAGAAUGUUCGGAGCCCCGUCCCCGGUCUAACUCUCUUCCGCUUCGUCGGUUCUUUCCCGGUUUUCUCCCCCUCCGGCGACCGAAUCGCGUACGUCGAGAUGCCCGGAGUUUAUGUCGUGAACCGGGACGGUUCGAACCUGCGUAAGGUUUCCAACGCGAUGGCGUUUUCAACCGCUUGGGACCGGGUUCGACCCGGUGUCAUCUACACCGCAAUUGGAGAAACAUUUGCUCCGGAGAGCUCGCAGGUUGACAUCGUGUCCAUCGACGUUGACCAUGAAAACAGUGUGAAGAGGUUGACCCUGGACGGAAAAAACAACGCGUUUCCGUCACCCUCGCCAGACGGUAAAUGGAUCGUGUUUCGGUCGGGUCGAUCGGGGCAUAAGAACCUUUACAUAAUGGACGCAGUUGAUGGUGAGAAGAAGGAGCUUCGAAGAUUAACGGAGGGUCCGUGGACUGAUACCAUGUGCAACUGGUCACCGGAUGGAGAAUGGAUCGCUUUUGCGUCGGACCGGCAUGACCCGGGUAGUGGGAGCUUCGAGAUCUACCUGAUCCACCCGAACGGAACCGGGUUGAGGAAACUGAUUCAAAGCGGGUCGGGUGGAAGAACAAACCACCCGUAUUUCAGCCCCGAUGGGAAGAGCUUAACGUUCACUUCGGAUUAUGCGGGAAUUUCGGCUGAGCCAAUCUCGAACCCGCACCACUACCAGCCGUAUGGUGAAAUAUUCACCGUUAGAUUGGAUGGUUCCGGGAUCAAGAGGUUGACUCAUAACUCGUAUGAGGAUGGAACACCUGCUUGGUCCCCCAAGUAUAUGCCGCCGGUGAAUGUGCCAAAGGGAGGACCCUAUUGCUCUUUUGAUGAUUGUCAUUGGCUCAACAAUAUGCCCAUUUCUACUGCUUUCGGUGUGUCUAAGGCUAAGCCUCAGUGUGCUGCUCUGUAAUCAUUUUCUAUGAUACUACGUCGCUAAAUGUGUGUUUAAUAGGUCUCCAGAGACAGAGGACAUAGGUUCAGAAUUUGAUUGACUUACAAUAUUAUGUAAGGCAAUAUAUAAAUAAAAGGGUGAGUUCAAAUGUCCAA
Messenger RNA from Glycine soja, 2469 nucleotides. RefSeq lists its product as uncharacterized. The coding region runs from base 263 to 2332 and encodes 689 amino acids. The record is from RefSeq and is a predicted model, not a curated record. The transcript has a single exon. NCBI's taxonomy places the organism in Eukaryota, Viridiplantae, Streptophyta, Magnoliopsida, Fabales, Fabaceae.